AUGACCGCCCUACCAUUUCGCACCCUCUUCGGGUCUUAUGUUGUCUCGCCGAGGGCAGACACCUUCUUGGAUUGCAUUGCGCUACUGACAGCCGUCUUGCCUGGUUUUUCUCCUUACAAUACGUGGGUGUUGAAAUAUGGCUGGAUGGUCUCCCAGCUCACGUUCCUCCUCCCCUUGAAUGCUACCAUGAUCAGCAUUAACCUUCAUCUUGACGAUUCACUUGGAUGUGUCUUCGUUGGUGUACUCCUGUCACUCAUGCUUUAUGGGUGUACUUGUGCCCAAACAAUUUACUACGCGUGGCACUAUGCCGUGGAUAAGCCUAUUUUAAAGUACCUGGUACGAUAUCCUCCUACAGUGUUGUUCCCUAUGUCCAUCUCAACUCGAAGUCUACCCCCAGGUCGCUACUGCUUGCAUUUGGCGUAUGUAACCGCUUUCACUCGCAGGAUUUUGGACACGGCAAGAAUGGGGACAGAGGUUCAGGAAUUGUGGUUCUACUUCGUUCAGAACCACGGCAACCCGUUCGCCUUAGCCCAGCUCGACCGGCAAGUAUAUUUGAAACACCACUUAGCAUGUCUUAAUUUUGGAGCUUCUUUUUACUCUUCAAUGUCUCGCAGAGUAUACGGAGCCGAGCAAAUUUUCGCCGUCGUUACGAAGCUGCUUGUGCAAUGUUACUUCAUCUUCAAAAUUUGGCAGCUUUUCCGUAGGAGGAGAUCACGGGUUUUCGUCGUCGUCGUCGCGCUUGGUCUGUCGUUAUGCUCACUUGUGUUUGGUAUUCAAACUAUUUACACAGCGUAUAUCGCUAAGCAAGUGGCAGGUGCCGUCUCAACUGAGACGCUUCCGGGGACGACCCAACAGAUUUUAUCCUUCAUCACGGAAUUAUACAUAACCAUUUCGCUAUCCUACAUUCUAGGAGAUCAUAUAACAGGACACAGACGGACGACAAUAGUCCUCUCGAAGCUUAUCGCGUACAUCAUCAACCGGGCGAUUUUGCUAUCACUACUCACGCUUCUCGCGUUGUCGACGUACUUGGGAACGGACGUACACAAUGACACGCUGAUUUCGGAGAUCUUCACUGCUCCAAGCAGUGCUGUAUAUACGAAUACCCUCCUUGCAGCCCUGAAUCUACGCAAGCACCUUGGGGAGCUCGAGCGCGAGGGAAAGAUGGCUGAACGACCUCUCCCGACGUUGCCCGUUGAGGUCUGGGAACAGGUCAUUGAUUCUAUACAGGAGCCAGAGUACCUGCUGCCAUGCACACUGGUGUGCAGGGCAUGGUAUCCCAGGAGCCGUUACCAUCUCCUCCAGAAGAUCUGUGUUAGCGACAAGAAACAAGUCGUCCGAGUGGCGAAGCUCGUCCGCAGUCGGCCAGAAAUGAAAGGUGCGGUGAAGCUCAUCGUGAUCAAUGGAGGCAGCGGGGAUUCUCCUAGGGCAACGUCCAUUCCUCUUCUGGGGACAUUUGCAAUGAUGCUGGCGGGCAAGUUUACGCGGUUGGAUCAACUCGAGAUUGUGAGGGCCCGCUGGGUGCCAUCGACAUUUCAUCCGGAUAUCUUCCUCCACCUGACCGCAUUCGCCUCAAUAUCACAUCUCAAGCUGGACAAUGUGUUUUUGCCGUCGGCGUUGAUCUUCGGACGCCUUAUCUGUGCGUUCCCCAAUUUACGGCGCCUCGAAUGUGGCAUCAUGUCGUUUAAAAACAAAAUAUUCGAGCGAAGCUUGAUUCGAGUAUCGUCGCCUGUCUCUGAGUUAAUCCUGAUGGGUGGAUUCAUUACCGAGCUUGCCAACUUCUUCGCCAGCACAGAACUCGCCGCGAACAUGAAACAGCUUGUACUGGGCCGCUGGUGGAACGCAGUCAACCUCGCGAAGCUGCACAAGCUAGGAGCGCAGCCGCUAUUGCGGAUAGCUGCCGGGUCGCUCAUGGAUUUUGAGAUUACUGUUGACGGCGUGCCUGGCGUAGAGUCCGCACAGAUGAAGGAUUUGUUAGAUUCCCACCUUAAUUUGCAACACAAUACUAACCUCGAAAUUCUUUGUCUCAAUGUAUGGAUCCAGACCUCGAUGGACUUGAGUUGGCUGCAUCUUUUCCUCUCGAUGGUGUCCUCUAAAAAACUUCGCGAGAUGAAUAUUGUCGUGCAUUGGUGGCGGCCUGUCCCUAUAGACGAAAUUGUACUCAGCGGAUUGGAUGAAACUCAGUGCACGCUCGUGGACACCCUCCUCACCGACCGCCGCCAAUUCCCCAAGCUGACAUCAAUUGACUUUCGGUUUCUUGCGAUUAGUGAACAAGAUGAAGCCACAAGGGUCAUCAUGCCAUCGCAGCGCUCGUGGAUGGACCAGUUUUUGCCACGAUUCCCUGCAUUGUGCGCUCGUGGAAUAUUAAAAACCUCUGUGGACAUUCGUGUCGACUAUGCGUAG
Molecule: messenger RNA, 2400 nt
Organism: Fibroporia radiculosa
Lineage: Eukaryota; Fungi; Basidiomycota; Agaricomycetes; Polyporales; Fibroporiaceae
Exons: 21
Coding region: 1-2400 (799 amino acids)
Source: RefSeq, a predicted model, not a curated record